CUGGAGUCUAUAUAAGACGCUUAGAAACAGACUGUUGUUGUCAGUGCAAGUUUUCCUUUUCUUGUAACUGUCGGUGGUAUAAUGUAAGUGGAGUGUUAAAUAAGAAUGCAUAAAACAUUGAAAAUCCUGUCCGCUAUCCUAGGAUUAGCAUUGGCUGUUCCAGCCCCCGAUAGCAAUGCGCCGCCUAAAGACACAGAUCCGAUAGUAGUUACUUCUUUAGGUCAAAUUCAGGGAACUGUGAUUCAGUCUAGAUUAGGGAAACCCAUUUAUUCCUUUAGAGGCAUUCGCUAUGCAAAAGCGCCAGUGAACGAGUUGAGAUUCCAGCCUCCAGUUCCAGUGGACAAAUACGAGGGUGUUUAUAAUGCAACCGCUGAUGCUCCUUUGUGUCCUCAACCAACAUCAGACCCCACUUCAGAGGACUGUUUAUUCCUUAAUGUGUACUCAACCAAGUUACCAAAAGAGAACGACAAGACUGUAAAGAGGCCAGUUAUUGUUUAUAUUCAUGCAGGCGGAUUCUACAGCGUAGGCUCUGCAAGUUACUGGGAAGGCCCUCAAUACUUCAUGGACCAAGAUAUAGUGCUGGUAACAUUCAAUUACCGACUAGGAACUUUAGGAUUUUUGGCAACUGGAGAAAAAGAAGCUCCGGGAAACAAUGGACUGAAAGACCAAGUGCAAGUCUUGAAGUGGAUCAACAAGAAUAUUGAAGGAUUUGGUGGCGAUCCGAAUUCCGUCACUUUAAUGGGCUACAGCGCUGGUGGUGUUAGCGUUGUUUUGCACAUGGUUUCUCCUUUAUCUGCAGGACUUUUCCAUAAAGCCAUUGCCAUGAGCGGUUCACCUACCUCACAAUGGACAAUUGCUCAUGAACAAUUAGACCUAGCGAAAAGACAAGCAAAGUUCGUGGGUUGUCCUGAUGAUACAGCAGCAAACGUUUACAAAUGCUUGAAAACAGCCCGUGUUAAUGAUUUAGGCCAAUCGCUUCCACAAUUUGCGGAAUUCGGAUUAGAUCCGCUUUUCAUUUGGACCCCUGUAAUGGAGAAAGACUUUGGACAACCACGUUUUCUCACUGCUCAUCCAAUCACUCUAAUACAGAACGGAGAGUUUCACAAAGUGCCUUUUAUUACUGGCGUCACGGCUGAUGAAUUUGCCUUUAAAGCUUUCGGUAUUGUUAACAACGCUACUCUACUUAAGGAUAUUAACGAGAAAUGGGAAGACAAAGCUCCGAUUUCUUUCUUAUAUGAAAGAAAGUCAGAUCAUUCAAAAGCAGUGAGCGCGGCUCUAAAGAAAUUCUACCUGGAAGAUAAAGCGGUUGAUAAAAGUUCGUUGGGAAAACUUGGCGAGCUUUAUGCCGAUGCUUCCAUUGGAUUCGGUGUAAACAGAGCUGUGAAACUGAUUAGUGAGAAAAACAACGCUUCUACGUAUUAUUACAAGUUCAGUUAUCAAGGAAGGUACAGUCACUUCUACACUCCCGAUAGUAAUAACACAAAACCAUAUGGUGUGGUUCAUCAUGAUGAUUUAAUUUACCUUUUCUACAUAUCAAAACUGUUUCCCCCGUUUAAAGAAAACUCACCCAAAGAGGUUGAAAUGGUGAAUAAAUUGACGAUUUUAUAUGCCAAUUUUGCCAAAUAUGGAACACCCAUACCUACACCGAAUGAUAGAUUAGAUAACGUAAAGUGGGAGCCAUACAACAUCAAGACUCAAAAGUAUCUGGAUAUCGGCAAUAAAUUGACCAUACAGGAGAAAUUGUAUGAAAAAAGAUACGCAGAAUGGGAAAAACUAUUCCCAUUAGAAAAAUAUGCGAAAAUUAAAUAACAUGCUCUAUGUAGGAUGUUACUGUGGUACCUAAUUAUUGUUUUGUUCAUUUAAGUGCCUGUUGAUGUUUUCAUGUAUUAUUAUUUUUUGUAAGUACUAACCUAAUACUUAUAAAACAGUUUCUUGUAUAAACUUUGUCCCAAUUAGCACCUCAAUAAGUACCUCAAUAAGGAUAUGUCGACCCUGCAACGAAAAGGUUUUACCCAUUAUAUUAGAAUACAUGCAGCAAUAAAAAAUUUAAAAAAAUAA
Messenger RNA from Dendroctonus ponderosae (mountain pine beetle), 2058 nucleotides. RefSeq names its product juvenile hormone esterase. NCBI's taxonomy places the organism in Eukaryota, Metazoa, Arthropoda, Insecta, Coleoptera, Curculionidae. The transcript has 11 exons. The record is from RefSeq and is a predicted model, not a curated record. Bases 106 to 1809 code for a protein of 567 amino acids.